AUGGCGGAAGGGAUGACUCGAAGUCAAUCGGAGUGGGCGUUUCAGAGGCUUCUCAAAGAAAUGUCUGGUUCCGAUGCGAGCCCUACGAGCGAAGCAAUCGAGAGGUCAUCUCCUCCACCUGUUCAGUCUGAGAGAUCGCUUUCGAGAUUAGAAGAGAGCGUUGACGAAACCGCCGAUGUUGUCGAGAUACAGAAGCCGCCGCAGAAUCACCGCGUUUCUCCUUCGGAUGAUCGAUGUAAUCGGAAACGUGCUCCGUCGUCUGAUCCGUUGGAUUCAGCUGUGGUUGAUCCUAAUCAGUACCAUGCGAUUCUUAAGAGCAAGCUCGAUCUUGCUUGCGCUGCGGUUGCUCGUCGUGUGGGAACUGUGAAGCCGGAAGAUUCGAGUGUUUCAGGUGGAAAUCAAAAGCAGUCUCUUUCGAUGGGAGCUCAAACUCAAGGUUCUAUUGUGGCGCAAAUCUCACCCGGUGCUUCAUCUGUUGGAUUUGUUCCCUCAAAAAGCACGCAAAAGAAACCAGAUGUUCCAGUCAGGCAAACUACCAGUCUUUCAUCAAGAGAUGAUUCUGAUGACGAUGAUCUUGAUGGAGACACAGAAACAACAGAUAAUGGAGAUCCUACUGAUAAGAAGCGUGCUAGGAGGAUGCUCUCAAACCGAGAAUCCGCUAGGCGCUCCAGGAGAAGAAAGCAAGAACAAAUGAAUGAAUUUGAUACACAGGUUAAGAUGGCAGAAGAAACGGUGAAAAGAGUAACAGGAGUGAACCCUUUGCAUUGGGCAAGACCAAUUAUGGGCAUACCAUUCAACAACACACUGAGCGAUUCCUCUAGAAUUCCGCCAAACUCUAACAACAUCUUGAAAGCGGCAAUCCCAAGUUCCGCUGGUCUAGCACCGAAUCAGAGAGUAGUAGAGAGAGCGGAUAUCUUGCCUGGACAAGUGAACCGUGAAGGCAUGCAGAAUUCAUUUGCUCCUGAUUCUCAUCUGUAUGAAACCAUGCCCCCUUGGAAUCACAAGAAUUAA
This is a messenger RNA of Arabis nemorensis, 1011 nucleotides long. Lineage: Eukaryota; Viridiplantae; Streptophyta; Magnoliopsida; Brassicales; Brassicaceae. The record is from the annotation of a GenBank genome assembly.